This is a messenger RNA of Bipolaris sorokiniana ND90Pr, 1963 nucleotides long. RefSeq lists its product as uncharacterized. The coding region runs from base 86 to 1513 and encodes 475 amino acids. The record is from RefSeq and is a predicted model, not a curated record. Gene Ontology annotation, molecular function: protein binding; protein-lysine N-methyltransferase activity. The transcript has 4 exons. NCBI's taxonomy places the organism in Eukaryota, Fungi, Ascomycota, Dothideomycetes, Pleosporales, Pleosporaceae. Gene Ontology annotation, cellular component: nucleus. Gene Ontology annotation, biological process: peptidyl-lysine monomethylation.
CUGCAACUAAACUUCCCCCACACCCUCAUCAAAACAACAUCCAUCCAUCCAUACAUCCAUACAUCUACAGAACCAUCCUGUGGAAAUGAUACGCAGAGGCAGAACCGAGGGAUGGCUCAAACAGCCCAUUGAUGCAUUGCCUACCUGGGCCACUUUUCAUGGCGUCACCUUCAAUAAGGUCAAAAUUGGUCCCCUGCCUGGCCAUGAGGACAGAGGUUCAACCGUCAUCGCCGACCAGAACCUCCAAGGCAGCAAUGUCGACCCUCUCAUCGUAGUGCCCAAAGAAUUGAUCAUCUCUCGUCAAAAUAUACAUCUCCUUGCAAAGUCGGAUCAUCGUCUACAUGAUCUUCUUGAAGCCCUUGGAGACUUCGGAAGGACAACAAGAGGCGCCGUGCUCUCAUUCCUGCUCCUCCAAGCUACCAUCUGUUGCCCAGACACAAAGGAGGUGGGUCUGCUGAACCCUCUAACGCAGUAUAUCAAGUUUCUCCCAGAUGAGCUUCUUCCCACUUUUUGGACAGAAGAGGAGCGGGAGCUUCUGGUCGGAACUACUCUCAAGCCUGCUGUCAGUGCAAAGCUCAACAGUCUACUGCGCGAGUUCGAGAACCUGCGGACCGCUACAGAAUCCAUCCCAUGGUGCAAUAAGUUUUGGUGGGACGAAGAAGACGGCAUGCUCACCUUUGAUGAUUGGAUGCGAGUCGAUGCCAUGUACAGGUCCAGAGCCUUGGAAUUUCCAGGUGCUGGCGAUUGCAUGAUGCCAUGCGUUGACAUGGCCAAUCACGCAUCGGGUAAUGCCACAGCCGCCUUAUAUGAAACAGAUAGCAACGGAAAUGGCUUGCUCCUGCUUCGAGAGGGCCAAAACAUUGAACAAGGGGGCGAAGUAACAAUCACGUAUGGUGACAACAAAGGCGCGUGCGAAAACAUCUUUUCAUAUGGAUUUCUCGAAGAUGGCAUGACCUCUGCAAAAGUCAUGUUCCUGGAUCUUGACAUUCCAGACGAUGAUCCUCUCAGACCUGCAAAAAUCUAUGUUUCAACAGAAGCGCCAGGAUUCCGCAUCUUCGAAAAAGACGGCGAGAUAGAUUGGGAGGGCGACUUCAUAUGGCUUGUUGUAGUCAAUGAGGAAGAUGGAUUAGACUUCAAGGUCAGGCAAACCACUGAUGGCAAGAAAAGUAUCCAGGGUUUUUGGAGAGAGAGUGAGCUGGAUACCUCUAAGCUACGUAAACAUCUUGAAGAGGACGCAACUUGGGACGUUUUCCAGCUGCGUGCGACAGUCCUCUUGCAAGCCCGCAUUGAUACGCAGAUCGAGGCGCUCAGGGGUGCUCAAGGCAUCAAGCGCGAGGACACUAUUCGCGAAUUACCAUGGAAACUAGCAGAGCGGCUCCGAAGCUUAGAGCUGAACAUGCUCCAACGUGCCACAUCCCUCUUUGACAAACAGAAAGCAAGAUUGUUAGACUCACCCACUGUCAUACAUUAUCUAGGUAUGGAUGAACAGGAGGAAGAAGUUGAUUUUUCUUGAGGACGCAUCCAUCGAUCCAAUCCUACCUGCCUUCUAAUAGGCACGGCGAUAUUAGUGACGGAUCAUCCGGAAGCAAGCGCAUCCACCAUAAAACAUACUACGAAGUAGUGAUUCUCUGCCGUGCACAUCGCGUCGCUCACUCAUAUGAUAAUGCACUUUCUCCUACGGCUGGCGCACAGGUAUUUAAUAUUUAAUACUAGAGUAUAGCUUCAGCAGUCAUGAUGAGUUGUAGUGUGUAUACUGUGUAGGUAAUACGAUCACGCCACGUCGUACGUUCCACAGAGAUCAGCUACCCAAUACCAAUGAACGGUAUGCAAGAUGUCUUUUCUGCAAAGCUAAGAAGGGUGAUCCUCGUGGCUUGAGUGGGAUCAACAGCUUGUCACGUUGUGUACUAAGCAGCAUUCUUCUAGAACAAUAUCAGGGUGGCUCAGGAUUGCGCUGGUUUGCUUG